CCUUGUGUCGGAGCCAGUGUUUCCUGAAGGGUUUGUUGUGAUUUGCCUGGAUACGGUGCUUGAUCCUGCGACGCUGCAGCGCUGCAGAUGAUCACAGAAAAUCCCUUCGACAUCACAUUAAAAGAGUGAUAAUGCUGGACGAGAGCGCAGAGCUGUCUGUCUCUAUAACGCAGAUUGUUCAGCGGCUCAAAGGGACUCAUUUACACUCUCAGCUGGAGAAACAGGCUAAAGAAUGUUUGCACAAACCUGAAAUUAAACUGGAAACGCUGAAAGAUGACGUGAGAAGAUUGUUAAAGGCAUCAGGUUGGGAGAGAAAAUUACAAAAUGCCGUUUACAGGGAAUUACACAUUCUGCCUCCCCCUAGGCACCCUAGAGCACCUCCCGAACACACCAAAGAGCCCUUGGCAUAUAUGCGCAAAGCCCAGGUGAACUGGGAGAAGCGGAUCCUGAAGAGUUUGAACAGUAUGUGCACUGAGUUGGGAAUUCCGUUGGCACGGAAGCGGCCAGUCCCAGAGCAGAACGAGCUGACAAAUAAAUGGAACGAGAUGGGAACUGAUGAACCAGACCUAAGCAAAUUCAGGCCUGUCUACGCACCCAAAGACUUCCUUGAGGUGUUGGUUGGUUUAAAAAACCCAAAUAACGAGCGCAGUGAAGAUCUCACAGUCAGAAGCCACUGGGGAUUAAUCCAGGUUUCCCUCAACGUCCGUGACAUUCCUCAAACUAGGGAAAUGUAUCCAGAACUAGGUCUUACUUAUGGACAGCUUGGUAUAGAUGAUCACACACAUGUUCCUCCAGAUUUGUUUGAGAGUGAGCACAUUCACAUUGGAAAAAAAGUGGUGAGCGAGCAUGACAGUGCAGCGGCGCAGCAGUACAGCAGGCAGGGCUGCCCCACCGGUCUCAGGGCCCAGCUGUGGUCUCUCAUCCUGAAUACUACUGAUGAUCCUGAGGCCAUAACACAUUAUGAACAGCUGAAGGCUAGAGUCAUACACCAUGACCUGCUUGUGGACAACCUAAUAUAUAAGGAUGUGAAGCUUACUGCAAGUAAUGAUGAUUACUACUUUGUGUUUGAGGACUAUUUAUAUCAAGUCUUGCUGUGUUUUUCUCGAGACACUGCAGUCCUGGAGCAUUUCAACUACAACUGUGCUACACCGCCUAAAUCUUGCAUCCAAAGCAAGUCUGGCUCGGAGCAGUGUGCUGUGGUUUACCCCCCGAAUGGUGUCAUUCCAUUUCAUGGCUUCUCAAUGUAUGUUGCACCGCUGUGUUUCUUAUAUAAUGAGCCUUCGAAGCUGUACAGCGUAUUUAGAGAGAUGUAUAUUCGCUACUUCUUCAGACUACACUCUGUCUCCUCACAUCCAUCUGGUAUAGUGUCUUUGUGCUUGCAGUUUGAGAGAUUACUGCAGACUCAUCUUCCCCAGCUUUUCUACCAUCUACGAGAGAUUGGAGCCCAGCCGUUGCGUAUUGCCUUUAAGUGGAUAGUCCGGGCCUUCUCAGGAUACCUGUCCACUGACCAGCUCCUAUUGUUAUGGGACCGUAUCCUAGGAUAUGAUUCCUUAGAGAUAGUAGCAGUCCUGGCCGCUGCUGUCUUUGCCUUCCGAGCCGAAAACCUAAUGGAAGUGACAUCACUGGCAUCAGCUGAGGCUGUUCUUGCAGACCUCUCAACCCUGAAGGUGAUGCCCUUGCUGCAGAUCUUCCUCUUCGCCACCUCCGUCUGAGAAGCCUUUGUCUGUUUUGAUGGCUGGAUGUUCCAGUCAAUUUUCAUUUCAUAUUGACUUUAAAGGGAUAGUUUACCCAAAAAUGAAAAUUUACUCACCCUCAUGUCAUUCCAAUGACAUUUGUAUAACAUUAGUAUGUUAGUAUGACUUUCUGUCUUUGGCUGUGAAGCGACUUCAUUUUUAACCUGAUGUAACAGAUUCCUCUUAUUUAGCAACCCCUAACUUCUUGCACCAUUCUGGAUCUGCAUGUAACUGCCUCUCAAGAUUCAGUGAAUUCCAAAUGUAUCAAUUUAAGUCCCACACUGCUUUUUCCUUUUUCACAGAGAAAUGCAUUCAAUAACAGGAGUACGAUGAACUGCAGACGCCCCGCUUCAGGUUGGGCUGACUAUAAGAUUUCCAGUGAACUGCAGUAGUGACACAAGGGAAAAAGACUAGACAUGGAACAGAAUAAUUUAUGAUUUACGUAUAUGCUAUCAUACAAAAAUAAACAUCAUAUAUACAUAUAUACCCGCAUAUAUACACAUAUAUGAAUAUAUGUAUUGAUGAGCCAUUACAUUAUGACCACCUAACCUGUAGGACCUCCUUUAGCCCACAAAACAGUUGCCACAUGGCGAGGCCAUAGGUCUCCUGGGGUAUCUGGUACCAUAAUGUCAACAGAAAGUCCUCCAGUUCCUGUACAUUACGGGAUGGUGGUGAUGUAGCGUGAACGCGCUUUUCCAAGUUCAACCACUGAUGUUUGACUGGGUGAAUGUUUCGGAGGCCAAGGCAUUAACAGAAAUUCACCAUCAUGUUCCUCAAACUACUCCUUGGCUAUUCUGACAGUGUGGCAUGCCGCAUUAUCCUGUUGAUGAUUACCAUCACCGGCAGGUUGCUGUGAAUACAUGUGCUUGGUUUGCAUCAAUGUUCAGAUACCUGACAGGAAUUGUGCUGUUGGGAUAAUAGGGCCUGAAGUGGCCCAAGAAAACAUCGCCCACAGCAUAACACCACCAUCGCUAGCCUGUAUCCACCAAACAGUGCAUCCAGGUGCCAUAGCCAGUGAUGGUAAUCGACGUAUCAAGCCUUGGCCGUCGAUGUGAUGCACCAGGAAUCUUGAUUCAUCAGACCAGGCCACUUUCUUCCAUUUUGCCCAGUUCAUGCACUGUUGGCCAUUCCGUGCAGUUAGCAUGAGGCCGCGGCUGGGUCAUGGGCUGUUCAGGCCCACACGCAGAAGGCUGCAAUGAACUGUGUGCUGUGACACAUUGCCCUGGUCACCUCUGUUGUAGCUGCUGGUGAUUUGUCGCACUGUGGCCCUGUGGUCACUGUGAACAAUGCGCAAAUGUUUCCAGUGAGCUGCAGACGACUGUUCACUGUUUGGCCAUUUGUGCACCACUUUUGAUACAUACUAUAAUGGCACGUGAACAACCCACAAGGUUUCCAAGAUUGAUUGUGUGGUUAUCAUUAUGGUUAUCAGUGCUUAUUGCUCUAGGCUGAGGGUGGUCAUAAUGUAGUGGCUCAUUGGUGUGUGUGUGUGUGCGUGUGUGUGUGUGUGUAUAUAUACAUAUAUAUAUACAUAUAUAUACAUACAUACAUACAUACAUAUAUAUGGAAUGUCAUGACUGUUGAUGCCAUAUUAUCACUGCAAACCUAAUAGAAUACUGUAUGUAACUCAGUGUUGUUAUUGAAAACUAAAACUAUUGGAACCCAAACUCAAAUGAAAAUUAGAACUGUUGCCUUUGCAACUAACUAAAACGAAGUGCUAAAACGGAAAUCAAUAAAUAGAAAUAAAAAUAAAAAUGACAAAAUCACAUAAAUUCAGUAAAUCUUAAACUAAAAUAAAAAUAUUAAAUCUGAAAUAUAUAAUACAAUUCCAAAAAAAUAAAUACAUGAAUAUAAUAGAAUAUAAACAAUAUUAAUAUAAUGUUACUCUUAUACAAUAUAAUAUCUUAGAAUGGCAUAUUAGCCACAAUCCUAAAUAUCAGGACAGUUAAAAAAAUGAUAAUGAGGUUCAUUCUGUAGGAUAUAUUAUAUGUUAAUGGUAGAAUUUUUACUAGAAACAACAUUUGUAAUUGCGGUGUAAGUUUUAAAGAUGCCCGGAUAAGGCCUUGUAAGGAUCUUAGGCAUAAGUUUUAGAAUGAUAAUAGAUGUCAUCUACUUCAGUUAGGAAACUCUAGUUAGCCCUUUGGCUUAGUGUCAGUGAAUUUGGAUUAGAACACUUAUCAAACUUGAACAUAAGUGCAAUUUCCAUAGAUAACAGAAGCAGCACUGAUGGAGAUGUGUAUUUGCCUUUCAUAUUUGCAUAAUGGCUGUUUUGUGUGACUAUUAAUGAACUCAGAUCUCAUUACACUCCCUGAGAUCAUCAAAAAAUGUUAUUGAUGGAUUUGAAAGGGAAAUGCAGGUAAUUUUGAAGUCAUACACCAAAUGAAUUGUGUGUUUUUUUUUUGUCUGUGUCUUUUGUCUGUCUGUAUCAUCUGUUUGUUUUGAGAAUGGGGGCACUUUACACAUCUCUGCAGGUGCAAUAAUGUAACAUACAUUUUAUGCAAAAUGCAAUUAAUCAAUGUUUAUUAUUUUUUGACUGCUAAAAUAUUUGUUUUUACACUAACAUCAUUUGUUUAUAGGUUGCUUCUGUUCUUGACAGUAGCUAUUAUUUAUUUAGAAAAAAAUUUUUUGAUGCAAAAAUGCAUGUGAAAUAUUGCCUAAAUUACAUUUGAAAUUACAUUAAUUCGUUAUUCAUUCAACAAUAGCUGUACAUUCUAAACAUAAUUUUAUGUUGUUAAGUGCAACUGUUACAUUGCCCUACAUGAAUGUCUACAUUUUUGUUUAAACAACCAUAAAUAU
Molecule: messenger RNA, 4526 nt
Organism: Cyprinus carpio (common carp)
Lineage: Eukaryota; Metazoa; Chordata; Actinopteri; Cypriniformes; Cyprinidae
Gene: tbc1d19
Product: TBC1 domain family, member 19
Source: RefSeq, a predicted model, not a curated record